Messenger RNA from Zymoseptoria tritici IPO323, 990 nucleotides. RefSeq lists its product as uncharacterized. The record is from RefSeq and is a predicted model, not a curated record. Lineage: Eukaryota; Fungi; Ascomycota; Dothideomycetes; Mycosphaerellales; Mycosphaerellaceae. The transcript is spliced from 3 exons. Bases 1 to 990 code for a protein of 329 amino acids.
AUGAGGGACGACCUCUUCUACGACAGCUAUCGGCGAUACAAAAGAGGUACUGACAAAAUCGCCGAAUGGCUUGCCAAUGCAGACGCCUUUGCGGCGCCAAAUUGGACACAAACUGAACCGUCUGUCAGGCCGACAAAACCGACAGGCGAAACGACGGUCUCCGUCGGUCCAAACAUCAAUAUUUUCGACGCCCUGGACCUCGAAGAUAUUGCCGAACCUGUUGUGUAUCUCGAGGUUGUCAAAGGAAGUAAGGGCAAGGCUCCGAACGACAAGAAAAAGAGUCGCGCGAAGGACUCCAGGGAGGUGUUCGAAAUCAGUUCUUCCGCUGAAGAGCUGUUGUUCCUGCUCUUCUGCUUCUUCAAAGAUCUACACGAUGUUCAAACUUACCUUUUGGAGAUGUGGGUAGGCCAGAAGAACGGCCACGUAUCUUUGACGAGUGCCGCUGCGACCACAGACUUGGCCUUUGACGUUAACAAGCGCAAGGAAGAUGAACUUCUCCGCUCAGAGUGGGUGGACGGCAUCGAUGGAGGUUCGACGACAACGGUCCUCGAGCGUCUCACGAUUCUACAGAAGACGCGUACAGCAUCGGCCGUUCCGUUGUACUGGAAGUUCGAGAAAAAGGAGAACGGGUCCGCCGGCUUGGACGCGGUGACCCGGGUUCUUUUCACACAUUUGGAGGAGCCACAAUCAGAGGAUGUCGACUCGUCAACGGUCGACUCUGAUGACGAAGACUCCGACUCCUCGGUCGUCGAUCUGAAAGAGCUGGCAUUGCUUACAUCAAUGCUCAACCUCGCGCCCAAGCGUCUUGUUACCGAUGAAAAAGCGAAAGUGGCCCUCAAGAAAGCCAAAAAGACCCCGUUCAACAAGAUGUCGGUCGAUGGGCAAGAAUAUAUCAAGGGACUCGAAGCUGGCGGCGUCGAUGUGUCCAAGGGUCUCAUGGGCAUAUUGAGAGGGAAAACUGUCUUGAAGUCAUUCGUGGCUUCGAAGUGA